UGGCAACCAGAAAGCAAAAAAUGUGCAAGAAAAAAUAUGAGAAUAACAGGACAGGCAAGUGGUUUAUUAAUUUGUAAUUAUUUUGUAUUUAAUAAGACAUAGCAUAAUAUUUUAAAUCAAACUCUUUAAUAGUUGUUGAGAAGUCGAAGCAAAAGGCCAUUAAAUCAAGUACGAUAUCUUGACCUUUCAAGUACCAAUAUCGGUAAAGUUAAUUUUAAUACUGUUUUGAUCGAGUCUAAAAGUCAAUUUAAUAUGUAUUUUAUUUAUAUUCAGACGUUUAAUACUGUGACAAGCAGUGAGUUUAUACAUCUGUGGUUACAUUGAUUAUAAUUUUGCUAUUCUGUAGUGACACUAAAUCAGUUAGAGUUAUGUCCGAAGUUAACAACAUUGAUAGCAAAUCAUAAUCAUUUGGAAAGUGUCCCAAAUUUGGAUUGUUGUCCAGAACUAUGGAAACUUGAUCUUUCACACAAUAAGGUAGUUUUUAAGCACUUUCGAAUUUUACCAGUUAAUCAGACAAAAACAUUUUACUGCUAAGAGAAGAUCGACCAAGCUGAGAAAUAAUAUUUUUGAAACAGUAUUUUCUGAGAAACAAUUGUCAGAAUUACUAUUUCUAAAGUAUUUUAACAAUUCACACAAACCAAUAGCCAAUUCCAGCUUUUAGUUUAUGCCUGCAGGGGUGAUGGGAAGUAAGAUAUCAUAUUGCUGAUUAUGCUGAAAAAUGUCAAUAAAAACUACCGAGUACCGAAGCAACCAAAAUAUUUCAAUUUAUAUUUACAAGUAUAAGCUAUCACUCCGUGUUUAAUUACACAGCCACCAUUUUUAUUUUUCCAGCAUAAUCAGCAAUGUGAUACCUUACUUCCCAUCGUCCCCUGCAUGCAUAAACUAAAAGGUGGAAUUGCCUAUUGACCCUAGAAGUGCUUAUGUCACGCAAUUUGCCAUCUAAACAUCUAAGGUAUAAGCAAUUAAUGCAAAUAUGUGGGAUACAUAUGGGUGAAAUAUUCAUUGUUUGGCAGUGACAUGCAUGAUCUUCUAAGCCUCUAAGGUCAAUAAUAUUCAUUUCAGAUGUAUACAGCUAUUUCAAUUAAGGUUGUCCCCAAGCAAAGCAGAAAAGUCGAUUAAUAUGAGCGCAAAAAGAUUGCUGGGAAUCGCUAAAAAAUUAAUGAUUUUUUUAGCGAUUCCCAGCAAGUCUUUCGCGCUCAUAUUCAACUUUUCCACUUUGCUCAGGGACAACCUUAAUUAAUUUAUUAACUUUGCCAAAUUCAAAUAACAUUAACACAAAAACUGGCAGGGCAAUCGCAACAGCUUGCGCCAAUUACUGUGAUCCCUAAAUGUUAGAAAAAUAUACUAUGUAGGUACAUAGAAAAAAACAAUUACUAACAAACUAUCAGAUACUUUUCAUAUUGCGACCCACAGGACCACUUCCAUUUUUGGAAGCUGACUGAGUAUGACAGUAAUUAAAAUAGCUGUAUACUGUAUAUGAGCAAUCAUUUGUGACUUCCUUUAUUUGAUCAUUUCUGGGAGUUUGAUUGCUGGUUGAGGAUAAAAGGUUGAUGGUAGAAUGUCAAGGAUCGAAAAAGUAUCGAGGGUGUUGAAAAAAAUAUUGAGGGUGAAAAAAUGUCAAUGGUGAAAAAGUUAAAAAGACUUGAGGGUGAAAAAAGUGUUGAGGGUGAAAAAAGUGUUGAGGGUGAAAAAAUGUUCAGGGUGAAAAAAAUGUCAAGGGUGAUUAUGGCUCAAGAAUUUGUUCUACCUUUCUGAGAGGGAGGACAUUUAAUUUGAGAGCAACAGAAUAUAAUUUAAAUAUUUAUCUUUAUAUAUACAUGUUGCACUGAAAACCAAUUGAAUAUAAUGGACAAUUUGCAUGUUGGGCUAAAUUUUGAUCUAAGUAAGGGAGCGGUCAUUAAUUAUUGGGGGGGGGGGAGGUCUGGUAAAUUUUUAUAAAGCAGGGCCCAAAAAUACAUAACCCAUCUAAAAUAUCAGUCCAAAAAGCUUGGCCUUCCCAAUGACUUUGGCCCAAAAAAUUGUGGCCCUCCUUUGAGAUUUUUUACAUUAAAAUUUGAUUUGUGAAUUAUGUAAUAAUUGUGUCAUCAAUUUUGGGACAACACGUAUUUCUUAAAUCUCAUGCAAAGUCCGAAAUUUUUGCUCUUCCCAUCCAAGUUCUACAAACUCUCCCCGAUCUUGUGUUCUGCAGAAAAUCGGAAUGUUCUUUUCUUCAAUGCCUGCCUUUCACAAUUAGGAUCUUCAUUGUCUUCCUCAUCUUCAUCGUCUUCAAUGUUAUAUUAGCACUCCCAAUUUGCUGUUCCACAAUAUCUUCUUCAUCAUCAUCACAUUCAUCGAUGUCGUCGUCACUGGCAUCAUCAGUCAUCACGGCUAUCUGCCUGUGAGUUGAGUGAGUACAACGACUUAACAAUGUCUGAUGUUACGAUAUCCACUUUCUCUCGUUUCAAUGCACCUUUUGAGUGCUUUAACUUUCGCUUAGCAAUAUACAAGUCCAGAACAGCAACUUUCAACUUCACCUGUUCACCAUGAGCAAUGCAAAUCUUCAAUCAUCCGCAAAAGUGAAGCUAGAAAUAAAAAUUUAGGCUGGAUUCCAAAUCCACGUGCAGAAAUGAACAAAUUCCAUAACAAUGUUUAUGAAUCAUUCUAUUUGGAGCGUAAAGGAGCAUACUGUGACACGAAAAAGGACUUCACCCCAUGCCGAAGCCAGAUAUCAGUAUGACAAUGAGAAGAUGAUUUCAAAAAUCAAGAACCAGCGAUAGCAUAUUAAGUCUGAAAAGGAUCCUUUGCAGGCUAGGUAUUUUAUCAGGGAAAACGGGCCGCCGCAGGGGCGCACAUUAGGGGGGUUUGGGGGGGGGGGGUGCGAACCCCCCCCCUAACGUCCGAAUAUCACUAAAAGUCGGUCCCAUUCUUCCUUGAUACUGUGCGAAAACUCGGUCCCAAAAUUCGGGUAUAAGAAUUAAUAUUUACUUCUGUCCGACUCCGUGAAUUGGGACCGACAACACAAGAGCUGGUUGGUAAGAUGUUAUGAACAAGCCUAUGUGUAUGUGUUAAUGUGUAAGAAACUAUUUCUUGAUUUUUAAACGUCAAAUCGUAGCGCACCCGCUAAGGUUUAGAUGGUUAAUUCAGAUUAUUUAUUAUCUUGAUUUUAUUGUUUUGCUAGUUGUUAUUAUACACUUCUAUUUUUCAUUAUUUUCAGUAUUUUAUAUGGACGAACGAAAGUAACAAUUAUAUUCGAAGAAAUAAACUCGUCUCCCUCUCUCUGCUACUAUACGAUUUCGCCUGCGAACGGAUAUUCUCAUGACAGCUCAUACACAUUACUAAUAAACACGUCCUGGUAUUCACACGCGAGCUCAUAGGCCUAUACACAUGUUUUGAUUCUUCAGUUCAGAAAAAGACUUAUCUGAUUCUAUUGAUCUGGAACAGAUUGAACAAAUGCAGAAAUUGAGCGAACUAUUCAAUAAGGGAUGAAUUUUCUUAAUCCGUUCGUACACCUGAACUAGCCUACCGAAAAGGUAGAGUUAAGACUCUGAAAUGGUCGUUUCCGGCGACCUAGAGGUCCUAAAUGUUGAAAAUUUUCUCGCUCGGCGCCAACCAUGGUGGCGCCUCGUGAGACUUAACCCCCUGGUUUCAAAUACAUUCCCACGUCCCUGUUCUGUCGCAUGAUGUUUUUGCAGAAUUGUUUUUACCCUUCUGUUUAAUUUAUUUUUGAAUAUCAAAAAGUCGGUCCCCAAGUGGCCCACACCCCCCUAGAAAUUCCUUAGAUGUGCGCCCCUGCCGGAAAACCAUGUGGUAAAACCGCACGAUAGUGAAACAACAAAACAGAAGAUUAAGUACUGCCAAGAAAUAACUUGUCCCCGCGUCUGCCCGCGUCCUGCCUCCAGAGCGCCCGCGUCUUGCGUCCACUCUGCCCGCGUCCUGCCUCCAGAGCACCCGCGUCCGGCCUCCACGACGCCCGCGUCUUGCGUCUACUCUGCCCGCGUCCUGCCUCCAAGCGCCCGCGUCCAGCCUCUAGUUAAAAACUGCGUCCGCUUGGACGCAGUCCUAACAUAAUCGGAAAAACGAACUAAUAUUUGCAUCAUACUCGUAGUUUGUCGUGAGAAUACAGAUCAGUGUCACUGAUCGGAGAAGCAAAGAAUAAAAAGUUGAAUCCGAAAUCGAGUUUCAUUGAACCUAAGCUCAUUGAAGAUGCUCAUUUACAAUAUAUAUAGUGCUUUUGAUUUUUCAUAUAAAAUACCAUUACUACGAGCCACUAUAUAAUUUUAUUUACAGCAACAAGUUUGUGUUGUUUUUCCAAAGCAGUAAAUGCACAUGGUGAUAUGUCAUAUAAAUUGAUAAUUACCAUAUAAUUUCUGGAUAAAUGACUUCUCUUAAUCCCUUAAUGGAAUACCUUUACAUGUCCAGGAAACAGUCUUUGUGUUUCAACACGGUUCAAUGACUGUGACUCAUCGCUUGAUUUUCAAAGUUGCAGUAUAAUUCGCUAAAGCUGAAGUGAAGAGCUCAGACUAAUAUCACUCGAUCCGUAUUACUAUCAGACUCAGUAAUACAAUGAGGUAUCGAUCGCUUACUUGUCAACCCGAAAACGUUAAAAGACUUACUGGGUUUAAACCAAACGUUAUACGAAGGUGCGAAAGUAGAGAUCAAAUACGAAAAGGAACUUUACGAAGCACAAAUUCUGAAAAUUCACGGUAAGUUUAAUAUUAGAAAUAUAAAUAUCUAGGAUUCUAGGUCUGUAACGCUUGUGUAUAUAAGCAUAAAAACGUGGUGUGAAAUCGCUAACAUGAAUAUUUUCCGACGCCCACGGUUUGUUUAUGAAAAGCGAAACGCGAUAAUUUCCGACGAUCUACGAAUAGACCUCUUUCUCAGCUGCGUCCUCGCCCGCAGACGCAAAGCGGACGCAUGGCGCCCGCACAGUGGACGCACCCGCAAGCGCCCGCAGACGCACAGUGGACGGACGCACGGCGCCCGCAGGACGGACGCACCCGCGGGCGCCCGUGGACGCACAGUGGACGCAAGAUACCCGCGUCUUGGACGCGGUUUUUGAUAAGUUAUUUCUUGGCAGUACUGUACAUACAAUAUAGAUGACCUUCAAAACUGUAUUGAUAAGAUUGAAAAGACCCUAAAAGAACACCUUGAAAUACCAUUCAUUCAAUAUUUGGGCAAAUUUUGACAGGACAUAAUACAGCUCAUUAUUUUGAUGUAGCUUAGUUAUCUCAGUUGCAGAGUGUCAAAACUGGAUUAACUACUCCACGUAC
Messenger RNA from Paramuricea clavata, 5249 nucleotides. The record is from the annotation of a GenBank genome assembly. Lineage: Eukaryota; Metazoa; Cnidaria; Anthozoa; Malacalcyonacea; Plexauridae.